Molecule: messenger RNA, 1298 nt
Organism: Asterias rubens (European starfish)
Lineage: Eukaryota; Metazoa; Echinodermata; Asteroidea; Forcipulatida; Asteriidae
Exons: 7
Coding region: 210-1292 (360 amino acids)
Source: RefSeq, a predicted model, not a curated record
UCAGAAUUCCUACUAAUAAAAGUGGUGACGAGUACAGGAUCUGUUUAUAGACACAGUUGGUGUGAUCUGUCAAUUCAAAACUCAAGUGAUCCAGACUCAAUUGAUCCUGGUAAAUCAAGAUACCUUGACAUUUUCCCCAGGCUUAACGUACACCUGGACAGUUCCUGCGUGAGCGAUACUCUACAACUAUAAAGUAAGCAGGCUACACCAUGGCGUGUAGUGCUAUGCCUAACCUGGAUCCAUUUGUGUUUGACCCGCAGAGUGAUGAGCCCACCGCUCUCAGUUCCAAAUGGGAUAAAUGGCUGAAACGUUUUGAAAGAGCUAUGGUCGGUUAUAACAUUAAUGGAGCAAAAAGAAAGCGGGCAUUGCUAUUGCAUUACGGAGGUGAGCAACUUGAGACUGUUUUUGAUACACUUUCUGACACAGGAGAUGAGAAUGAUUAUGAGAAGGCAAUAGAAGCUUUGACGGCUCACUUCGUUCCAAACCCCCUCCAUGAAACUAUCAUCUUCUUCAGGAGUUUGAAACAGAACCCGGAGGAAAACGUUGAUCAGUUUUGUACUCGUCUCCGAAAUGCAGCAGAAAAGUGUGAGUUUGGUGAUCUGAAUCGCCAACUGAUCAUACAAUUCAGUAUAGGAUGCUCUUCAAUAGAACUUCGGCGUGAAGCACUUGACAAUAUUCUUGUCGAGAAGGCGUGCAAUCUACCACAGCUGUUAGACUUCACACAGUCCCUUGAAUUGUCAAACAAACAAGCCGAUGCCGUUCAAAACCAAACCGACAUUCAGCAAAACCCUGACAAACUUUCUCAGAGUCAGACUCAACACAUCGGUGACAAACCUACCCGUCAUGAGAGCAAAGACCAAGGAGUUCUCUAUGAUGAGAGCAGACAUAAGCCAUUGUACGACAGUACCAAGAAUAGACCUACACAGCAAAACGGAAAUAGUGCAACUCCGGUUUCAGUGUCAACCUCCAAACAAUUGUUGCAUAAAAACGGCCAAUCAAAGAAAGCAAAGUUCAAUCCUGAACUGGAAAAAGAGAUAUUGCAGAGUUACGAGGAAUUUAAAGACAGAAGCUACAUGGCUACGGCAAUUAAUAUCAGGAGAAACAGCGCAAAUUUGGCUGAUUUUACACCGUUACAACUGUCAGAUAAAAUUCGUCGUUUAGUGAAUAAUAAAAAAGAUCAGAAGAAGACUUCAAGAACUCGACGUGCUAGCCGCAAGAUAUCCGAUGAUGAGCUCGAGUUUAUCCGCGAGCAAUGCAAUGAUGAGCCCAAAAACUCUGAACUAUUCUCAUAGCAAGGG